Paralichthys olivaceus (Japanese flounder) is the source of this 7151-nucleotide messenger RNA. It is a transcript of the gene lmtk2, whose product is annotated as lemur tyrosine kinase 2. NCBI's taxonomy places the organism in Eukaryota, Metazoa, Chordata, Actinopteri, Pleuronectiformes, Paralichthyidae. Gene Ontology annotation, biological process: protein phosphorylation. Gene Ontology annotation, molecular function: ATP binding; protein kinase activity. The record is from RefSeq and is a predicted model, not a curated record.
UCAGCCCCCUGUCAGUGACGUGAGCCGAGAGGAACAUGGCGCUGUUGAGGAGGUUAGUCUGGUGACAGCCUGAUUCAUCUCCUGUAGCUGAUGCUUUUUAAUCCACAUCGAGACAAACACGCGAAAGAUGAUAUUAAGGUGAGCGCUCGCUUCGUCUCCAUGGACACCGGGACACUACAUCUGCUCGCGCUGUUUGCUGUCGUCAGCUGAAAAUGUUAGCAUUCACCUGCUAGCUGGAGCUAGUUAGCUUGCUAACAGCAAGUCACCAAACAGACCGAAAAUAUGCUCGUUCAUGUCGCCGACACUGACGUUAAACUCGUUAUGACCGAUGACUGAGGCGGUUUCUUCAGCAGCAAAUCGGACAUUUUUUGUUUAGGACGACGUUUCCAACCAGCUAACGUCUCGUUAGCUAAGCUAGGAGGAUGGGGAGCCGCCAUGGAUAUGUGUUGUUGCUGGCCAGUGGGAUUUUGCUGUCGGCGGUGUGGCUGUCGGAAGGUGCCCCUGUUCGUCAUCCUCACAAAUCAGCAGGAAGCACCGGGGACAGUGUUUCCACCUCGCUCUACCUGGCCUUGGUUGUGUCACUGACGGCGCUUGUGGUCCUGGUGGUGCUGCUGGUAAACUGUGUGACCUGCUGCAAGGAAAGGGAGAUCAAUUUCAAGGAAUUUGAGGACCACUUUGACGAUGAGAUCGACUUCACUCCACCGGCAGAGGACACACCUUCUAUGCAGUCUCCAGCUGAGGUUUACACCCUCGCUGUGUCCCCUGUGGCCCUGCCUGGACCUCCACACCUCCAACCCCCUGCUCGCAUCACAGAGGGAUCCACAAGCUUCCAGGUUGCACGUCACAAUCUCAGUUACAUCCAGGAGAUCGGUAAUGGCUGGUUUGGCCAGGUCCUACUGAGUGAAAUCUACACAGAUCCAGGUGGAACCAGAGUGGUGGUGAAGGAGCUAAAAGCUAAUGCAAGUGCCAAGGAGCAGAAUGACUUCCUGCAGCAAGGAGAUCCAUACAGAGUGCUGCAGCAUCCAAACAUCCUCCAGUGCCUCGGCCAGUGCGUUGAGGCCAUUCCCUUCCUGCUCGUCUUUGAGUACUGUGAAAUGGGGGAUUUGCGGGGCUAUCUGUCUCAGCAGGACUGGAUGUUCAGAAACGCUGAGUUACUGCAGCUGCAGAGGAUGGCCUGUGAAAUUGCUGCUGGCGUCACUCACCUCCACAAACACAACUUCCUGCACAGUGAUUUGGCUCUGAGGAACUGCUACCUGACUGCAGAUCUUACUGUCAAAGUAGGAGACUAUGGAAUUGGACCCUACAGAUACAAAGAGGAUUACAUCAUCACUGAGGAUGAUGUGUUUGCUCCGCUUCGCUGGUUGGCUCCUGAGCUUGUGGGUGAACGCCACGGGGGUGUGAUCACUAUAGAACAGACCAAGCCCAGCAAUGUGUGGGCCUUGGGGGUGACAUUGUGGGAGCUUUUUGAGAGCGCAACUCAGCCGUAUCCGCAUCUGUCUGACCGGGAGGUUCUCAAUCAUGUGAUCAAGGAACAACAAGUCAAACUCUUUAAGCCACAGUUGGAGCUGCCUUAUUCUGACAGAUGGUAUGAGGUCCUGCAGUUCUGCUGGCUGUCCCCAGACAAGCGGGCUACAGCAGAGGAAGUGCACCGUUUGCUCAUCUAUCUGCGCAUGCAAGGACAGAAGGACAUAGAAGAAGAUUUUGAGCAACGCUGGGAUGCUCUCAAGCCUAACCCCUCCACACGGCAGACCACUGUUAGCCAUUCCUCAUUCCCCAUCUUGGAACAAUUUGCUGAUGAUGCCAUGCGACAGGAGAUCGAUGAAGUUUUGACCGUCACUGAAACUAGCAAAGGUCUCAGCUUUGAGUAUGUUUGGGAGGCAGCUAAACAUGACCACUACGAUGGCAGCCAUAGUCGCUCAGGCAUGGACACGACAUUGAACUAUCAUAGCAUGUUCUUUCCUGUUUCCAGUGAAGAUAUCCGGGCCCAUUUCCCUGAUCCGGAAGCCAGAGCAGUGGGUACAGAAAGUAGUAACACUCCAUCAGGAAUACCUGGGAUUGUACCAGUGUUUGAUGCACAAAAGCCAUGCAAUGGAAACGAAUAUUACAUACAACUAGAAGAACAAGGGGAGAGCAAUGUUGGGGUGGAUGAGAACAGAGGACAAGACAUGGACUAUAGUUCAGGUCGGCAAGAUUUUGUUGUUCUCCAAGAUGUCCGUUUGGAUGAGUCCAGCACUGAUGCAGACUUUUUCCACCAAAGCAUCGACUCCAAGGAUUCCUAUUUACCAGACAGUCACAUAUGGUCAUCUCUUGAAAAUGACAGCCCAUAUCACACCAACAUUUUUACAGAGGGAGGCUCCAAGCAAGAGGAUUCCCCUUCCUGGACACAGUCUUUUAUGGAGCUUCCAGAACGCAACGGGAACCCUUUCCAAAAAGGUUUACCUUUGGACACUCAAGAGGCAGAUGAAGAUAAAUCCUAUGGGAGUUCUUUUUUAGGGGAUAGUUCAGAAGCCACUCACCGGAUAGAUCCUGUGAAAGGGGAGCAGGAAAACACAGAUAUGAUGGGGCUUCUGAACACUGAAAAACUAGCAGACAACUUUAUGUUUCUCAAAGAGCAGAAUCUGAUGAAAGAUGGAUCAAGUUUCUUAAGUUCACAGCAGAAUUUUCUUUCACCUGGCAUAGCCCACCAACCUGAAGAAGCAUUCAAAAUGCGUUCUUGGGACAAUCUUGAGAAUUUAGGCAGCUUAAACACAGCAGAUACAUAUUCCAAACCUGCAGCAAGUAGCACGUCCUCAAGACAAACACUUUUAGACUCUCCCUGUACUAGCUUAGGGGAGAUAAGUCAGUCUCUGGUAGAAAAUAAAACACUGGUGCCUUCCAUUACAGUGAUCACAGACGAUAACACAAGCAACCAGCUGCCAGUUAGCUCUUCCACUGAAGACCUUGGUCUGCUGCAAUCCUCAGAAAGAGGUGUAGACUCUGGUUUAUAUUCUACCUCAGAAAGGUUUGAGGUUACCAUUAGUCAAACUGAUGCCCACACCCCUGCAUUUUCUGAAAGUGCCACUAUAGACUCAUUGUGCGCAGAUGCCAAAAUUCCCAGCCUUGAAGACGACCUUGGAACCUCAAAGGAUAGUGCUCCACUCGUGGGCAGUGAAAUGCCUGAGAACUUGGAAGUCCAAGUCUUGGCCUCAGACAACGGACACAGUGAAGACCUUACAAGCAACGAUCUGUUGAGUGAACUACUCGAGGAUGCAGAUAUAGAACUGGAAACCACUCUAUCUGACCAUGACGAAUCCUUUGUAGAUACUAAUGGACAACCCCUUGUGAGAUCUUCUCUGUUGGUCUCUGGGCCAUCGUUGGACCAGAUCAGUCAGGACAGUUUACUGGAAGACAGUAUGUCCACUACUGUACCAACUAUAGACAAUUCAGCGGAGACACCAGACUCUCUUGACUCCCUUGAUAUCCAUCGGCUUGGGGAACAGGGGGAAGAGCUGAAUGGUCAAAUAGCUCAACACAAACUCCAGCCUCCACACAAAAUAUCAGACAGUGGGUAUGAGACAGAGAACCUGGAGUCUCCUGAAUGGAAUUUUCAGGCAAAUGCCACAGUCGACUCCCCUGUCAAAAAUGGCACAAAUGUUGCAGAAGAAGAGACAGAAGAGUCCACUGCUGCAGCAAAUCUGGUUCCACCAGAAAUCAUCAUUUCUGAAGUAGAAGUUGUUCUAGAUACUCAUAGUGAGGAUACUGCUGAGGACCAGCAGCCGGAUCAGGUACCUCCUGCUCAGGAAAUGCCCAUGGGCAGUAAUUACAGAGACUCUGCCUACUUCUCAGACAAUGAAUCAGAACCUGAGAAGAAGUCUGAAGAAUCUGGAGGUUCUGCUGAAGUCCUGUGGCUGAGGAACUCAAUUGACGAGGGCAGCAAACCCUCUGCAGGUCCAUCACUGGAGCUUCACGAGGACAGGGAUAUCGAUUCUUUAUUUUCUCAGCAGAAAUCUUCUGGAGCUGCUGAAACACAAGCGGUUGAAGAAAAACCUGCUAUUCACGUUUGGGGCCUGUUUUCACAGGCAGAUUCAGACAUCACAGAGAAACGUGAGGGGGAGGCAACCAUCAGCCAUAAUGAAGCUGAAAACAAAUCAGACUUUAUCAAGGACGCAACAACUCUCAAUCAACCAGACCAGUCUAAAGAUUCAGAAACCUCAAUUCCACCUCCUUCUGCUAUCCCAUCAAAGCAGGAGAAUGCAGUUCACGCUAAACUAACCAGGACCUACGCCAGUGAUGGUCAUAAAAUAAAAGAGCCGGACAUGGAGGGGCGUUACCUGGGGAGGCGGGAUGGCUCAGGAUUAGAUGUGCAGGAGGAUGGCGUAGAUGCAGAUGAGGAGGACGAGAACAGUGACGACUCCGACGAUGACGUUCGUGCAUAUCAGCUGCACAGCUCCAGUUCAGAAAGUGAGGAUGAUGCCGUGCAUCCAGUGCCGCUCAUUGUCUCAGACGACAGUAGUGCGAAGAACCUGAAGAGCUUGCUGAAACCCACCACUCUCAACGUGGAGUCAUCUUCCCCAUUUUCUGCAAGGUGCGAUAACUCCAGAAGAGCUGUGUCCUUCUUCGACGAUGUCACUGUCUACCUGUUUGACCAGGAGACUCCCACCAAGGAACUGGCUGACCAUUCUUCAGGCUCAAACAGUCAGGUACCAGAGUUCAGCAGCCCAGUGUCCACUGCCAGCUACCUAAACCGCUUCACCAACUCUGAAAGCUCCACUGAUGAAGAGGGAGGUGGUUUCGAGUGGGAUGAUGACUUCUCCUCCCCGGCACCUGCCUUCUUACCCAAGACGGAUAAAGACCCAGUAUCUAAGGCGAUGUCCUCAUCUGCGACAUCUCGCUUUUCCUCUCCGCCCCCUGCAGCAGGGCGCGUGCUGGAGCCCAGCUGGAGCAGCUCCUCGAACUACUCCCGUUUCUCCAUCUCACCGGCCAGCAUCGCAAGCUUCUCCCUCACACAUCUUACCGACUCCGACAUCGAACAAGGAGGAAGCAGUGAAGAUGGAGAAAAAGACUAGUGUGAUAAAUGAAGGGACCAUUGACCAUCACACUACUGAGAAAUUAACUUGAACUCGCACUUUUUUGGGAAUGGAGAACAUCUGAUUGAGGACGCAGGGCACGUCUUGUGGGGCAAACCGUGGAGGCUUCUCUCAGGCAGAACUGUUCCUCGUGGAGCCAUUCAUGAGGACAAAGGCGGUAAACUGACUUUCAGCAAAUAAAGACGGACGAGGCCCAGUCCUAGCCUGAGUCACAUCACCUCUCCAGCUACAUCAGUGUGUGUGAUUUCAGUUCAGUGCAAUUUCACUUUGGAAUAAAAAUUAAAAAAAAGACAGAAAAUGACUAAAAACGGGCCGAGCUUCUAAAUAUUUGCUUUAAAGACUCGUCGAGCUCAUUCCAAGUGUUUGGCUGCUUCUUUUUGUUGUGUGUCUAAGUGCACUCCUUCUCCAGGACUUUUGCGUCACCAAAAAAAAGACUUUAUGUUCUCUAUUAACUGACAUACCGGGCUGGCAAACCUCUCACUACAGCCGAUUUAGGAAUAAGCUCUUUGAUUUCAGCAGAUGUAAAACUGAACAUUCAAGCUGUUUCUGCACCAUUGUUGAUUUUGCUUCUUCAUGUUGUGUGAUUAUUUCGGUGGUUGCCUUUUUAUUUUUUGAAAGAGUGAUUCAUUAUUUUCGUAACUUUUUUUUGGGUGAUGUUAUUAUCUCCAAUGUGGAGAGAAGCUGUGGUAUCCUUCUGUAGCAGAUUGACACACAGAGGAUGACUGGAUAAUCAUCAAUCCCUCAUCUGCAAAGGUGACGCACUGUAUGCUCCUUCAUCUGAGUUUGAAAGGAGCAUUUACAGUAAGUAGUUUCAUAUUUUUGAGACGUCUCUGUAAGAAUUGUGUUAUUUGACAAGGAUUGUCAUAUAAAUCCUUAAUAGUCGGGAGGAAAAGCUUAAACAAGUAAUUCAUGUUGCCACGCUUAAUUUUUUCCUCUGAUAUGUGCAGGAAGCUGCUUGGACGGUUUCGUCUCGACUCCUCGUCACUCGGUCUGAUUAGCUGUCGAUGUUGUAAAGACAACUUUACUAACACUACGAAAUUUCAAAUCACACAUCAAGUGAGAUUGUAAAAAAAAAAAAGGGGGAGAUUUUAUUUUUAAAUGUCAGAAUGAAGAAAUAUGUGUGGUAACAAAUGUGCAAUGAAUUCCACGUAUCGGGUGAAAAUAGCCGAUAUAACUGAGGAGAUCAUAGGAUGAUCUGGUGAAACGCUGCGGCGUUUCUUAAGUGACGUGCAGGGACUUAUUAAAGCUUCAUUUAAAAAAAAUCACUACUAGAACAAAUAACACUGCUGCUUUUAUCAGAGUUGUCUGCCUUUGUUUUUUUUUACUUUGUGUCAAACUUUACGAACCUGUUCAGAUGGCAUUCUCCUCCUGAAGGACCCUUUUUACAGCACUUCAUUGUACGUUAUCAUUUGCAGGCCAUCUGUUGUCUCUGUUGCUGUGCAGGGUUGUACAGCUACAGGAAGGGUUUUCAUGUACAGCUAUCAAAUCAGUUCUUUGAAAACUGUAAGUUCUAUAAUUACUGUAUGGUUCUCUCCUUUCAAUGACUCAAAACAUCUUAAAUUUCACCUGAGGAACAGCUAUACUGCACCUGUAGUAGUUAAUUACCAUCUCCCUCCGUCCCGUACAGAAGGCACUGUAUCUUAGACGAUGUUAACCUCUGUUUAAAAACCAGCAGCCUGUGCUUCAGUUAAACUUGAACAUUUAUUUAAGGAAAACUUUGUUUUAUUUGACUUCAAUAUACAUUUGCUUAAUCUUGCACAUUUGAAAAAUGUAACUUAAUGUUGAACUGUUCUGAUGUGUAUAUAAAUGUUAAUUUUGUCUGUAAAUGGGAAAUGAUGUAACUUGAGUUGUAGGUAUGAGGUUUCAUUUUGUAACUUAAAGCUGAGUCGAUCAGAGGAACAUAUCACAGUCGUUGGCUAAAAAGCAGUUAAAUUAAGACGCGGAGAAGCGGAUGUGAAAAAUAAUUAUGUCCUUUAAACGUGUAGAUUUUAAAGAUAUUUUUACUUCAUAUUGAUCAUGCUUAGUGUAAUUGAAUGAAAUGUUUAUAAUUACACUGUUUAAUAUGAAAAUAAAUGCAAAUGAACU